Molecule: messenger RNA, 8062 nt
Organism: Hypanus sabinus (Atlantic stingray)
Lineage: Eukaryota; Metazoa; Chordata; Chondrichthyes; Myliobatiformes; Dasyatidae
Product: mucin-2-like
Exons: 9
Coding region: 2829-6635 (1268 amino acids)
Cellular component (GO): extracellular region
Molecular function (GO): chitin binding
Source: RefSeq, a predicted model, not a curated record
GUUCUCCCCCCCCCCCCCCACUGCAGGAUAUUGUGGAUAUUCUCCUUAAAGAUUUCACCUUUCACCCUCUUGUUGAGGUCACAUUCAACCUCGGUGGAAAAUGCCUGCUUGUAUUUACCCUAUCUAUACCCCUCAUAAUUUUGUACACCCCUAUCAAAUCUUUCCUCAGUCUUCUACAUUCCAGAGCAUAAAGUGCUAAUUUAUUCAACCUUUCCCUGUAAUUCAGGUCCUCAAGUCCCAGCAACAUCCUUGUAAAUUUUCUCUGGACUCUUUUCAAUCUUAUUGAUAGCUUUCUUGUGGGCAGUUGACCAGAUCUCCACAAAAUGCUCCAAAUUUGGCCUCACCAACGUCUUAUAGAACUUCAACAUAACAUCCCAAAUCCUGUACUUAAUACAUUGAUUUAUGAAAGCCAGUGUGCCAAAAGCUGUCUUAACAACCCUAUCUACCUGUGAUGCUACUUUCAAUGAAUUAUGGACCUGUAUUCCAUAUCCCUUUGUUCUACCACACUCCUCAGUGCCCUACCAUUCACUGUGCAAGUCCUACCCUCGUUUGUCAUCUCAACGUGUAGCACCUCACACUUGUCUGCAUUAAAUUCCAUCUGCUACUUUUCAGCCCAUGUUUCUAUCUGGUUUAGAUCCCACUGCAUAUAUUUUUAACCUAUUUCCCUGUAACCUGGUAAAGUUCUAUCAAAAUCCUUGUACGUUUUCCGACAGUGAUCAGUGGGUCUGCAGCCUAUGGGGGGGGGGGGGAGUGUAGGCCCUAGUGCAGUUAAGCAGGUGUAGGGGUGUAUUGGCUGGGAGCUCCCUGUGUGUUGUGCUGAAACACAAUGGAUUGCCCAGCGAGAGGUAGCUCCUCUGGUGCAGGGGCUUGUCGUGCCCAUUCGGGGCAGCUCACUCACCUUCGGACCCCAAAGGACACUCAGCUUUCCAGUAGCUGUCUGCAUGCGACGGUGACCACACCCUGGUAUACGGCUCCGAGAAACUAGGCCUCAUACCCCAGUGAGGUAGGGUCAUGCCUGUCCUAACAUGUAGUCAGCUCUGACUCACUGGGAGGAUGAGACCUAUGGUGGGAUUCAGCAGCCAGGAAGGCCAUUCUGCAACACGCUCCACGGAGAGCAAAGGCCAUGGCCGGGCAUGGAAGUAGUCACGGUCAGCCAGCACAACCAUGAAGACGCCAGUUGUGAUGACCACUCGUACCACUGCACCCAGAUUUCUGAGGUCGAGAGAGUGGAACUGCCCCAGUGCAAGGGCUUUUCCACUUUAAAAACUCUCCCACACAGGCCUCCUGUCAUCAUCGGACACGAUGGACAACUACCAGAUUGCACCCUCCUCGCUCCGGAUCUCGGUCCUGGUCAAGGUCUUGAAACCUUCCUCUCCACAUACUGCCCGACACGCUGUGUCCUUCUGUCCUUCUCCACAAGACGAUAAGAGGCAUAGACAGAGCAGAGAGCCAGACACUGCUCCCCUGGGUAGAAGUGGCUAAUAUGAGGGGGUAACAUUUUACAGAGUUUGGAGGGAAGUGUAGGGGGGAACGUCAGAGGUAAGUUUUUGCACGGAGUGGUGGCUGUGUGGAACGUCCUGAGGGUGGUGGUAGAGGCAGAUAUAUUGGGGGUGUUUAAUAGAUAGGUACAUGGAUGAAAGAAAAAUGGAAGGUUAAGUGGGAGGGAAGGGUUAGAUUGAUCAGAUUCAAAUUUAUUAUUUAUUAUUUAUUACAAGGAACGGCAAACAUUACAGCACAGUAUAGGCCCUUUGGCCCACAUUGCUGUGCUGACUUUAACCUAUCGUAAGAUCAACAUAGCCCCUCCCUCCAUUUUUCUAUCAUCCGUAUACAUGGAAACGUACAGUGAAACACGUCCUUCGUGUAACAACUAACGCAACCGAAGGUGCGCCUGGGGGCAGCCCACAAGUGUCGCUGUACAUUCCGGUGCCAACUUAUACAGUACUGUGCAAGAGUCUUAGGCGCAUGUGUGUGCUAGGGAGCUAACAACCUUACACAGCACUGUAGUAAUUUUCUGUAUUGCACAGUACUGCUGCCACAAAAAUAAACAACAAAUCUCAUAGCAUAUGUGAGUGAUGAUAAACCUGAUUCUGAUAUGAGUCUCUGUUGUGGACUGUGAGUGGGAAGGGGGCAUGGAGAGGGGAAUCACGGUUGGGAAAAGGGGAAGGGAGAAGGGAGAGAGCGGGAAGCACCAGAGACAUUCUGUAAUGAUCAAUAAACCAAUUGUUUGGAAUUGAAUUACCCUGCCCGGUAUCUCAGGUGUAUCUGCACCUGUGUCACCAGCAUCCCUGGCACCCACUCUCUGCCCCCUCUCCCACUUCCCUCCCAUGGCACUCCACCCUCGCCAUUCCCAACAUCCUUUGCUUCCGCCAGAUGUACAAAUUCGCUCUCCGCUCCCCAUGGACAAAUACAGUCCUGUGUUAGGCACUCUAGCGAUAUACCGUGCGCCUCAAACUUCUGCCCAGUACUGUAUGUCCAUGGCCUCAAUGAACUUAGAGCAGGUUAAAGGGUCAGCAAGCAUUGUGGGGCUGGGCUGGGGGGGGGGGGGGUGAAGUGCAGUGAAGGGCCUGUACUGUGUUUGUCCUGUUCUGUGUUUCUUUGUUUCCAUUUUCCCCAGCAGGGAUUUCUGUUCUGAGAUCCUGGGUGUUAAGUGUGUCCUGGGUUACUGGCUCCACCCAGAAGGGUUGUGCCUCUCCUGUGUCUCUGGUUACAGACUGACGCCCCUGGCCUGCCAAUCCAGGUGUCACUAUCUCUCCCAAGGCUGCAGGGAUGAUGGUUUGCCUGUGAUCUUCAAGGCAUUUACUGGGGAAAAAUAAAUAAAAUAACAUAUUAUGGAAAAAAACAGAUAUAAACGAAGAUUGACAAACUACCAAUGUGCAAAGGAUGACAAGCUAUACCAACAGAAUCCACACAGAGAACAUAACAAACGAGAAAAUCUGCAGAUGUUGGAAAUCCAAGCAACACACUCACAAUGCUGGAGGAACUCAGCAGAUGUACCGUUGAAAGUGUGCAUCACAGUCUGGUACGGCAAUUCGCAUGUGCAGGGACGUCAGAAGCUGCAGACAGUAAUGGACACAGCCCGAUACAUUACGGGGUCUCUGGUCCUGAUAUUCCUGGGACAAUUGGCGGCCUGCGCACCAGUUGAGAACUUCUGCGUGGGGAAAGAAGUUGGACUCCAUGCAGACCCCUUCGACUCUGCCAGCUUUUAUCACUGCCUGGAAAACUCCACCAUCUACAGCACCUGUCAGAAUAACCUGAUCUUCGACAUGGAGAGCCGUUGGUGUAUCAAACCACCAACUUCGCCACCACCGACUACAACAGUAACCACAGCAACGACCACCACCACACCCGUCACAGAUGCUCCGUCCUUUUGUAGUGGGAAACCAGACGGAUACUAUGCAGACCCAGAGGAUGUCACCAGGUUCUACCUCUGUUCCAAUGGAGAGAUGAAUCACUUCAAAUGUCCUGUGGGUUUGGUCUUCAGCACCAGGGUUGUUGCAUGUAUCUUUCUGAUCUCCACACCCCAGCCACCACAAACAACCCCAAAGACAACAACAAGAAGGCCACCAAUAACCACAAGGAAACCUACAACGACAACAGCGUGGAUUCCCACCACAAGAAGAAUUCCUUCAACAACACAGAAGAUUCCUACAACAAGAAAAACUACAACAACAGAAAUUCCCACCACCACCACCACAACAAAAGUUCCCACAACGACAACAACAACAGAAAUUCCCACCACCACAACCACAACAACAACAGAAGUUCCCACAACGACAACAACAACAGAAAUUCCCACCAGCACCACCACAACAAAAGUUCCCACAACGACAACAACAACAGAAAUUCCCACCACCACAACCACAACAAAAGUUCCCACAACGACAACAACAACAGAAAUUCCCACCACCACAACCACAACAACAACAGAAGUUCCCACAACGACAACAACAACAGAAAUUCCCACCACCACCACCACAACAACAACAGAAGUUCCCACAACAACAACAACAACAACAGAAAUUCCCACCACCACCACCACCACCACCACAACAACAACAACGGAAGUUCCAACAACAACAACAAUGGAAGUUCCUACAACUCCAGAAACUACACCAACAACAGAAGUUGCUACAACAAGGAAAACUACAACAACAAAAAUUCCAACCACCACAACAACAACAACGACAACAACAGAAGUUCCCACAACAACAACAACAACAACAACAGAAGUUGCUACAACAAGGAAAACUACAACAACAAUAAAAAUUCCAACCACCACAACAACAACAAUGACAACAACAGAAGUUCUCACAACAACAACAAAAGUUCCUGCUACAAGAAAAACUACAACAACAGAAAUUCCCAUUACCACCACCACAACAACAACAGAAAUUCCCACUACCACGACCACCACAACAACAACAGAAAUUCCCAGCACCACCACCGCAACAACAGAAAUUCCCACUACCACAACAACAGAAAUUCCCACUACCACCACAACAACAACAACAGAAUUUCCCACUACCACAACAACAACAGAAAUUCCCACCACCACCACAACAACAGAAAUUCCCACUACCACCACAACAACAACAGAAAUUCCCACCACCACAACAACAACAGAAAUUCCCACUACCACCACAACAACAACAGAAAUUCCCACCACCACCACAACAACAGAAAUUCCCACCACCACCACAACAACAACAGAAAUUCCCACUACCACAACAACAACAACAACAGAAAUUCCCACUACCACGACCACAACAACAACAGAAAUUCCCACUACCACGACCACCACAACAACAGAAAUUCCCACUACCACCACAACAACAACAGCAGAAAUUCCCACUACCACCACAACAACAACAGAAAUUCCCACUACCACCACAACAACAACAGAAAUUCCCACUACCACAACAACAACAACAACAGAAAUUCCCACUACCACGACCACAACAACAACAGAAAUUCCCACUACCACCACAACAACAACAGCAGAAAUUCCCACUACCACCACAACAACAACAGAAAUUCCCACUACCACCACAACAACAACAGAAAUUCCCACCACCACAACAACAACAGAAAUUCCCACUACCACCACCACAACAGAAAUUCCCACUACCACCACAACAACAACAGAAAUUCCCACUACCACCACCACAACAGAAAUUCCCACUACCACCACCACAACAGAAAUUCCCACUACCACCACAACAACAACAACAGAAAUUCCCACUACCACCACAACAAUGACAGAAAUUCCCACUACCACCACCACAACAAUGACAGAAAUUCCCACCACCACCACCACAACAAUGACAGAAAUUCCCACCACCACGACCACAACAACAGAAAUUCCCACUACCACGACCACCACAAAAACAGAAAUUCCCACUACCACCACCACAACAACAACAGAAAUUCCCACUACCACCACAACAACAGAAAUUCCCACCACCACCACAACAACAACAACAGAAAUUCCCACCACCACCACAACAACAGAAAUUCCCACCACCACCACAACAACAGAAAUUCCCACAACAACAACAACAACAGAAAUUCCCACCACCACCACAACAACAGAAAUUCCCACCACCACCACAACAACAGAAAUUCCCACCACCACCACAACAACAGAAAUUCCCACCACCACCACAACAACAACAACAACAGAAAUUCCCACCACCACCACAACAACAGAAAUUCCCACCACCACCACAACAACAGAAAUUCCCACCACCACCACAACAACAACAACAACAGAAAUUCCCACCACCACCACAACAACAGAAGUUGCUACAACAAGGAAAACUACAACAACAACAAAAAUUCCAACCACCACAACAACAACAACAGAAGUUCCCACAACGACAACAACAACAACGGAAGUUCCAAUAACAACAACAACAACAACGGAAGUUCCUACAACAACAACAACAACGGAAGUUCCUACAACUCUGGAAACAACAACAACAGAAGUUCCCACAACAGCAGAGCCUGUGUUGACAGUGAAGACCACCACCUCCACAAAGGAAGACACUUCAACCUCUGCAGGACCUCCUGAUGUCGAUCCCAACUUCUGCCUUGACAAAGGAACUGGCAUUUUUCCGGAUUCUCUGGACAUAUUUAGCUUUUAUCAGUGUUUUCAGGGGAAAACAUUUCAUUUACAGUGUCCCAAGACAUUGGUUUUCGAUCCAAGAAAAAGAAUAUGUGAUUGGCCAGUGAUUCCUGACAAAGAUACAUUUAAUGCAACGUUCUGCAGGGAUAGACCUGACGGGAACUAUCGCAACCCAUUGAAUGCCAACGUAUUCUACCAGUGUGCGUCAGGAAUAACUUUCCAACAGAAAUGCCAGACAGGUCUGGUUUUUGACGAAGAGACCAAUGCUUGUGUCUGGCCGUAUAGUACCCCGACAGCAACACUGCCACAGAUAUCGACGCUCAUGCCAGGAACGCCCACCAGGAGGCCGAACAUCUGCUGCGGGAAGGAAGACGGAUUAUACGCGGACCCGAAGGAUAAGUCAGCUUUCUACCAGUGUGCGGCAGAAGUGACCUUUUACAUGAUGUGCCAACCUGACCUUGUGUUCAACCCCAACCUGAAUGUGUGUGAAUAUCCCUCACGUGGCUAAGAAUAGCCAGAGAAACCAUGUUAGCCCCCUAGGACCGGUUAGUGCCCCAUGCUUUUUAUAAUCUAAUUGUGUAGCAGUAAGUAUAAUGAUUUACAACGCAGGCGACCUGGGCUCAAUUCCUGGGGCUGCCUACAUGGUCUCCCUGUGGGUUUCCUCCGGGUGCUCAGCUUCCUCUGCUGCAGGUACGAACCCUCGACAAUCAGCUCAGCACAGAGAGAAUCGGUAUUCAUGGGCUCAGUAAACAAGCAAUGCGUUCGAAUCCCUCGGCUGUCUGUAACCUGUUUGCGUGCGCUCCACGUGACCGGGUGGGUUUCCUUUGGGUGCUCCGGUUUCCUCCCACAGUCCAAGGAUGUACAGGUUAGUAGGUUAAUUGGUCACAUGAUUUUAAUUGGGUCGGAAGGUCCUGUUAGCAUGCUGUGUCUCCAAGAAUAAAAUAACAGAACUAGGUACCUGUGUGCAGUCAAAAAAUCGUAGGUUCAUCACAUGCUGUGUCACAUGACUGCUUCUGGCAAAUGUUUCUACAGAAGUGGUUUGCCAUUUCCUUCUCCUGGACAGUGUCUUUACAAGGCGGGUAGCCUCGGCCAUUAUCAAUACUCUUCAGAGAUUGCCUGCCUGCUGUCAGUGGUCACAUAACCUGUAAAUCCAAGGACCAUAACCAAUUCAAUGAAAGACAGGAUGAACAAACAACCAGUAUGCAAAAGACAGCAAACUGCAAAUUCAAAAGGGAAAUGAAAUAAUAAUAAAAAAUAAAUAAACAAUACAUGAGAUGAGUCCACAGGUUGUGGGAACAGUUCAGUGAUGGGGCAAGUGAAGUUGAGUGAAGUUAUCCCCUCUGAUUCAAGAGCCUGAUGGUUGAGGGGUAAUAACUGGUGGUGUGGGCCCUGAGGCUGCUGUACCUUCUUCCUGAUGACAGCAGUGAGAAGAGAGCUUUGUCUGGGUGGGUCCCCAUUGAUGGAUGCUGCUUUCCUGUGACACAAUAUGAGGUUAAAAAGUUGACACAUCAUGGGCUAUACUGUUCUAUAUUCUAUGUUCUCUUGCAGGGGUGACCAGUGCUUUGCAGUUGGCAAUUUGAUAGCCAAAGCCUAAUCCAGCCUCUAUCUUCUUCUGCAGUUUAUGGGGAAUUUGCUGCUAUUUCAUGUCCUGUAUGUUUCUUCACUGGCAGAGCAAGUCCCCUUGGCAAUAGGUCUUCUCCCUGGCGUCACUAUAAAUUUAUUCUGUAUCUAGCUGGGUCUGAACUUCGGGUGUCCUGAUCUAUUGGGUCUGAAAUGUGGAUCUUAUCUUGCCUUUCGAGGCCUCCACUUUGAACUGCGCUUCUGUUGCUAAACUUCCAACUGCCUCGUGCAGUAAAUCACACUGGGGCGGCGGUAACCAGCCACGGUCAAUGAAGGCGCGUCUCUGAUUACAAAAUUAAUUAAUCUGAUAAUUGU